Messenger RNA from Glarea lozoyensis ATCC 20868, 654 nucleotides. Its product is annotated as Mss4-like protein. The record is from RefSeq and is a predicted model, not a curated record. Gene Ontology annotation, molecular function: carbon-sulfur lyase activity. The transcript has a single exon. The coding region runs from base 1 to 654 and encodes 217 amino acids. Lineage: Eukaryota; Fungi; Ascomycota; Leotiomycetes; Helotiales; Helotiaceae.
AUGCCGCUGCCUCCUCAUAAGCUGACAAUCAGAGGCGGUUGCAACUGCGGCGCUAUCAAGUAUGAAAUUUCCAUCCCUGAAAUCGCCCAACGCCCUCUUCAUCCAUCUUCCUCGGCGACAGAUAUUUUAUGCCUACCAUUCAUCGCCACAGAUCACUGCAACGACUGUCGCAGCGCCUUAGGCACUAUCUUGCCAAUGUGGAUAUGCUCACCUAUCUCAAUGAUAAAAGCCUCUGUUGUCCUGCGAUCCAAAGCCUCCCUACCCUCAGAAGCUUCAAAACGCAAAAACGAAAUCGAUGAGCCUAGAACACCAUAUCUCCCAGCUCACAACAUCUUUACACCUGGUUCUAUCAGCGAAGACUCAUUCCUAAUGUUCUUUGAGUCUUCAGAGAAUCGGCGCAGAUCAUUUUGCGGUCGUUGUGGGACUAAUAUUUCAUAUGCUGCGUUGCCUAUGCCUGAGGGCUGGCCUGAUAUGCUGGAUAUUGUGCUAGGGACUGUGGAUCGUGAGGAUCUGAGUGGGGAGGCUUUGAAGCCUGAGAGGCAGCUUUGGUGGGAUUGUGGAAUUGAAUGGAUCAAAGAUAUGAGUGUUCAGGGGGUUGGGGAGGUUCCGAGACAUCCUGAUUAUAAGGUUGAUGUCGUUGAUGAGGGUAAAUGA